AAAAAGAUGGUGGCGCGCGAGCAGCUCCGUUGCGGUGGCAGCUGGCUGAGCGGGAGCCGCGCGGUCUUUUCUGCGGAUUCUAAGUACCUCUUGUGUGCUUCCGGUGACUAUGUAAAAGUCUACAGCACGGCUACAGAAGAAUGUAUACAUGUCCUACAGGGUCACAGCAACUUUGUCACAGGAAUCCAGUUGAAUCCCCAAAAUCAUCUGCAGCUCUAUUCAUGGUCUCUAGAUGGCACCAUUAAGCUUUGGGAUUUUAUGGACGGAAUUCUAAUCAAGACAUUUGUCGUUGGGUUCAAAGUCUUUGCAUUGUAUGCACUUCCAAGCUUUGAAAGUUCAGUAUAUCUUAUUAUUCCAAAGGAUAAUGAUGAAAGAUCAGAAUUUGAGACCCAAUCCUAGGAAUUGCUGUUCUGGCUGAUAAGGAUUUAUGGUUACGGGGAUGGAUAUUAACUGCCGUAUCAGCACAAUCUCUGGUAUGUGCUGACACUGGCAAGCCAACGCUAGUUUUAUGCUAGUGCAGAAAGGUCAGCUGAUGCUACUAUGCCCACGCACAGAAACCAAAAUGGCAUGGCACAACUUGUGCAAAAA
Molecule: messenger RNA, 588 nt
Organism: Elgaria multicarinata webbii
Lineage: Eukaryota; Metazoa; Chordata; Lepidosauria; Squamata; Anguidae
Product: WD repeat-containing protein 75-like
Exons: 5
Coding region: 7-399 (130 amino acids)
Biological process (GO): positive regulation of rRNA processing; positive regulation of transcription by RNA polymerase I
Cellular component (GO): nucleolus
Molecular function (GO): RNA binding; protein binding
Source: RefSeq, a predicted model, not a curated record